CUGCCCAGUCGGCGCCAGUUCUUGCCGCUGUUUCCUCGUGGCGCGGUCCUCGAGCCUCGCUCUUUCUCCGGCGGCGGCGGCGGCGGCGGCGGCGGUGGCGGCGGCUGCAGCAGCAGGAGAGAGCGGAGGGGAGCGGGCGGCGGGCUCCAUGGAGAGCGGCGGACGCCCGGGAAGAGGCGGCGCUUCCUCCCCGGCACCCGGGCUCCAGUGACCGGCGCUCGCGCCCUGCACCGCAUCGGAACGGCCGCCGGCUCCGGGACUGACCCGGCCUCGCUGCCCUUCCCCGCGCCGCCGCCUCGCCUUCUUGCUCCCCGACUCGCCCUCGCCCCCACUCCCCGGCUGGGUGGCGGCGGCCAGGCCCCCGCGGCGGCGGCCGGAGCAGCAGCGGCAGCAAGAGCCCGCCUCUAUGAUGAAGUUCAAGCCCAACCAGACGCGGACCUAUGACCGCGAGGGCUUCAAGAAGCGGGCUGCGUGCCUGUGCUUCCGGAGCGAGCAGGAGGACGAGGUGCUGUUGGUGAGCAGCAGUCGGUACCCAGAUCAAUGGAUUGUCCCAGGAGGAGGAAUGGAGCCCGAGGAGGAGCCUGGCGGUGCUGCCGUGAGGGAGGUUUAUGAAGAGGCUGGAGUCAAAGGAAAAUUGGGCAGACUCCUGGGCAUAUUUGAGCAGAACCAGGACCGAAAGCACAGAACAUAUGUUUAUGUUCUUACUGUCACUGAAAUAUUAGAAGACUGGGAAGAUUCUGUUAAUAUAGGAAGAAAGAGAGAGUGGUUCAAAGUAGAAGAUGCCAUCAAAGUUCUCCAGUGUCAUAAGCCUGUACAUGCCGAGUACCUGGAAAAACUAAAGCUGGGUUGUUCUCCAACCAAUGGAAAUUCCACAGUCCCUUCCCUUCCAGAUAGUAACACCCUGUUUGUAACUGCUGCACAGACCUCUGGGCUGCCGUCUAGUGUAAGAUAGAGAGAAUUGGAAGGACCUCUUCCACCAUGUGCAGUCUCGUGGGCAGAGGCUUUAUUAUCCUUGGCAAACAUCUGAAUGACGCUUUCAAACUGUCUGAAUUUGCCAUGCAGGAUUUUCAAACAAUCUGCAUGUUUUUCAGAUGCUUUCAAAUCUUCUUUUAAAAAAAAAUAGUGUAAAAUAUUUUAAUAAGCCAAAGCCAUGUGGAAUUUUUUUUAGAUGCCUUAACUGUGCCCCCACUCACCCACCUUAUUAUUUUGGUUGGCAUUUUCACAGCAUUUUUUUUUUCAGUUUUUUGUCCAUUUGAUGUCAGUCUGUGGUUUUUGUCAUUUCAGCUUAUUCGUGGGUAUAUUUUUCCCUUAAAUUGUUUCUCAUUCACAAUAUUAACAUAUUCAACAAAUCCUUCUGUUGUGGGAAUUUACGACAGUAAUUCUUGAUAUUAAAGCAGUCCAUCAACCCAAAAACUUGUUUCAUAGGAUCACAAUUUUGAUUCAUAGAUUCCAGAUUUGGACUAUUUCUAUAUGGCCCUGUUUUCAGGAAUUUGUCAACUCGUUUGUCUCAGUUUUCACAACCGGUAUUAUGUCCCUAACUACCUGAUAUGGCCAAUUCCCCUAAAACUCAAUAGUCCUUUAAUACAAAGUUUAACUCUGUAGAGCUGGUGAUUGUUAGGCGGGUACAGUAAGCAAAAUACAUGUAGUACAUAACAUCACAAAAACUGUAUUCAUGGAAUUUGAGUUAGCGUGCUCCAUUGCCAAUUCCUUUCAUCCAUAAUCUCUCUUUACACAGAAUACAUGAGAACCAUAUUUCCCUCAAUGUAAAUUGCUUUUUAAAAACAUAUUUCCAGUUUUUUAAUUUAGUGACAUCUCUUCAGUUAAACUUGCUGGUUACCACCUUAAAUGCCAGUCAGUGCUGACUGCAUCACAAUUGAGUAAAUGGCCUUCUUGUUCAGCUGUUACAGACCUAGAUUGUUAAGGCACCUUAGAACAUCUCAUCUUUUACAGCUGGUUAGUAGGUACUAUUUAUCAUAUAACUAAAUAUUGGGGCACUGGAACAUACCUGAAUUAAGAAUUACUUUGUCUUACACUUGUCUUUAUAUUCACUUAAAUCCAAGAAUCCCAUCUAAAACACAUAAAUACCUUGUCUGAAACACCUGUACUUCCCUGACCAAGUCAGAAAUGAGGUGGGGCAAGUGAAAGAUGAUUCCAUAUGUAGACAUUUGUUAGCUUCUUGUAAAUAAUUGUAACUGGUGGAACAUAAAGUAGAAAAUAAGCAUAGUUAUACAUUUGUUCUAUAAAUUGUUAACCUUUAAAAAUAUAAUUGCUGCUAAAAAUAGAGUGCUGUUACACUUAAGGGAAAUUGGUGCCACUGUUUUGAAAAUGAGAUCUUGUGCCAUAAAUGCAGCUGAACUAUAUAAAUAUUAGUUCACAAAUUAAUGCUGUCAAAGGAAUGAGUGAAGUAGAAAAACUUUUAACCAAUGAUAUUUCAUUCUAAAUUAUGUAGUGUGAUCAAACAUGAUCAUCCAGAAUUUUUAUAUUUUUCUUUGUACAGAGUUUAUGUAUUCUGGGUGUUUUUUUAAAAGGAAACAUUUUAAAUCCCACAGAUUGACACUUUGUAUCAAUCUUCAAUGGACUAAGAGUUUUUUCCUCAGUGAUCUCUGAAGUUUCUUUAAAUUAUAUACUUAACACAGCAGAGAAACUGGAUUGUUUUUGUAUAUAAGACUGUGUCCACCUGAAAUGUUGUCAGAAGUACUGGGGGUUGGGGGGAGGGCUGGGUAUCUUGUAUAUGAUAUUAUUAGAAGUAAUAAUGCAUGAACUUAUUUUAUAAACCCUUGGACUAUGUAUUUGACAUGUAAAAUAUGUACAGUAUUAAUGUCAGCCAUUUCUUAAAAGUGAGCCUAUAAAUAUUGUUGUAUAAUUUUCUUUGGUCAGAAACAUUUGGACUAAGUAGUGCCACUGGGUUAGGUUUUCUUCAGUGCCAUUUAGCAAACCACCUGUCUUUACUAUGCAACUAGCAAAAAUUUGUAUAAUGCAUCAGAAUAUUUCAGUCGUCACACUUUAAAUUUCACAUGAAGGGUUCUUCGCUAUUCUUUUGGAACCCAGCCUAGCAAAAUUAGAGGAAAGGCCCUAAGGAGAUUUAUUUCUGUUAAGAGAAAAAAGCCUACAUUUGCAGACUCAACAGUUGAAUCUACUAUAGAUAACAAAUAGUGUCUACUAUCUCAACUCUUCAAAGUUUACAGUGUUGGGACUGUCGUUUGUGCUUUCUGUGGGGUAGUUGGAUAAAAUUGGGCAGCUAAAAUUUUCAGUUCCGUGUGGCUCCUAAAUUUUAAAAACUUUGUAAAUUGAUUCACAGACACAAAGUAGCAACUAUCUUGCAUGUUUGUUGUUGGGUUUUUGUUCGUUCAUUUGUUUGUUUUUUUGUAAACCGGUGAAAUUUUCCAACCAGGCACAUGCCAUUCAAUUUUCUGUUGAUCACACAGUUGUAUAAAGCAGCAAAACUGAAGGGGGAAUGAUUGUUGUAUACACUUUAAAUUGCUUUGCAUGGUCUCAUUUGAGAUAAUUGGUGUAAGAAUCUUGACUUUUUUUAUAUUUGGAAACAUCAAAUAAAAAAUGGGAAUGAAUUUUUUUUUAACAUA
This is a messenger RNA of Mesoplodon densirostris (Blainville's beaked whale), 3581 nucleotides long. RefSeq names its product nudix hydrolase 4 (gene NUDT4). Gene Ontology annotation, biological process: diphosphoinositol polyphosphate metabolic process; diadenosine hexaphosphate catabolic process; diadenosine pentaphosphate catabolic process. Gene Ontology annotation, molecular function: bis(5'-adenosyl)-hexaphosphatase activity; endopolyphosphatase activity; bis(5'-adenosyl)-pentaphosphatase activity. The record is from RefSeq and is a predicted model, not a curated record. NCBI's taxonomy places the organism in Eukaryota, Metazoa, Chordata, Mammalia, Artiodactyla, Ziphiidae. Gene Ontology annotation, cellular component: nucleus; cytoplasm. Bases 407 to 952 code for a protein of 181 amino acids. The transcript has 5 exons.